Molecule: messenger RNA, 1839 nt
Organism: Paramecium octaurelia
Lineage: Eukaryota; Ciliophora; Oligohymenophorea; Peniculida; Parameciidae
Source: the annotation of a GenBank genome assembly
AUGACAAAUUUCUUUAAGGUAUGGACACUUUCAUCUUCUAAUCCUAUUGAAGAAACAGAAUAUGACAACUAUCUUAAUAAUCAAAGAUUAUUAUUUUUUAGAGCAUUAUUGGUUACUCUUAUGUUACCUUGCUUUUUUGGAAUGCUGGUAUUUAUAAUUCAAGAUUAAUCUGCAUAUUUGAGUAUUUUGUUGGCUGUUUUUUUCAUUAUGCACCUUAUAAUAUUGUUCUUUAGCCAGAAAUUUAAAAAUUGUUUAAAGCCUAUUAUUUCAAUUUUAUAUGUUAGUUAUGUGGCAGGAGGGGUAGCCCUAGCUUAUAUUGGAUUUUAAGUGUAAGAAUUUUAUUGAUUUUAAGUCCUCUUUAUAAUUUUGGUAUUACAUCCGGAGUACUGCACUCUUGUGUUUUGUAACAUAGCGAUAAUAGAAUGAAAGUAUUAUAUGUGCUAAUAACUAAUUGGAUAAUAAUAGGUUUCUUUGUUCCAUUUGAACUUGCAUAUAUUUAAUAUAUGGUUUGUUCAUUAUCGAUGUUUUUUUUAUUGGGCGUAUAGACAUAUAUAUAUGAAAGUAAUCGAAGAUCAUAAUUUUUUCUUAGCAAAUAAGUUGAAAUAUAAAAGUAAAAUUUGUGUAUAACUUAGAUCGAUUUUGUAUGAGUUUACAAAUGAUUCUUUAUUUUCUAUUAUGUAUGAUGAGAAUUCAAGAAGCUUUCAACUUUCGUUUGCUAAUAAGAAAUUUGAAUCUCUAUAUAAAACUGAUUUAAAUGAGAAUAAUGUAAAGGAAUUUUUAAGAAGCUAAUCAAUAAUAAAUCGAAAUAACUAAAGUUCAUAUCGAAGUUUAAAUAAAUAAAUACAUAAAACAAUAAAUUUAGAAGAAUAUCUCUUUGAAUUGAUUUAACAGAAGGAAGAUUAUUUCAACUAAGAUAGAUUCUAAAUUGAAACUAAUAAUGGAAAAGAAAAAUAUUUAAUUGACAUUUUGAAAUUUGAAAAUCAUUAAACUCAUUUCUUUCUCUCUAUUAGAGAAAAUUAAGCAAGACAUUAAAUUGAAAAAUACGAAAAUAAAAUAAAAUGUUUAAAUACGAUUUUUAUUUCUGUAAUUUUAAUAAUUUCGCAUAGAUUAGAAAGAUUAUAUAAAUAAAUACUAAAACUAAAAGAUAAUCUUCAAGAGAGUUCUGAUCUCAUUAAAGAAUAGCAAUGCAACAUCUAAUAUUCUCUAAUAUAUUUAAAAAAUUAUAUGAUUUUCUUAUAGAAAGAAAAAAUGUCAUUUUUAAGAUAAUAAUUUGACUAAUUUAAAGUACGAAAGUUAAUUGAAGCAUUGUCUGAAUACUUCCAUCAUUAUAGUAAAUUAUACCAUAAAUAAUUUUAAUUUGUUUACUUGAGCGAAGUAGACUUUUAAUCAAUAUUUUUAAGUACGAGAUUAUUAACUUAGCUUUUAAUCAAUAUUUUCAAUAAGAUUUUAACGAUAUCGGAUGAGAAGAGUUCUAUUUAAUUAUAAAUUGAUAGAAAACUAAUACAAUAUCAUUUGUUAAAUGCUACAAAUUAAACUAGCAAUUAAGAAAUUUACUUAAUGUAGUUUUCUUACAUUUUUGUACACAAAGAUCUUAUAGACAAUUUAGAAUUCUAAUUUUCUUAAUCAAUUAAUUUAGAUUGUCAACAAUCAUUUUAAAUUGAAUGUGUUGUGAAUUAAAUUAUUUUGAAGAUACUAAGCCCUUACAGCUCAAUCUAGAUUUCAUCCAUUUAUUAAGAAAAAUUAAAAAAUCACAGGACAACUUUGAUAUUUUAUAUAUAUACUGAUUAAACUCAAUUGGAUCCAUCUUUUACUAAAUAUGUUGAUUUAUAUAAACUUUGA